AUGCCAAAUACAACAACCCCACCAGGCCAAAAACAACCUGGAGGUCACAGUGCCAACAAAUUUAUGAAUGAACUUCACAGCAUCCACAAACCAACGUGGGCAUUUGCUGCACUCUGCAUCUUGAGUUUGUGUGUGGUGCUUUCAUGUGCUGUAUGCGUGUGGAAAAAGUGCUUAAAAAAGAAGGACAAGGACAAAGAAAAGGACAAGAAAAAGGGAAAAGAGAAGAGCAAUGGAGGCUUUGACACCGAAAUGGAUGGGGGUUACAAUGAGCCCCUGAAACAUGAGAUUAAAAACAAAGAAACAGAAAUGUCAGAAACUGCUCCUAAAGAGGACGAGAAGCUCGGCAGACUGCAUUUCACAUUAGACUACAACUUCACUGAAAAUACACUGGUGGUAGGCAUCUUGCAGGCUGCAGAGCUCCCUGCGAUGGAUGUGGGAGGUAGUUCAGACCCUUAUGUUAAACUGUACCUGCUCCCAGACAAAAAGAAAAAGUUUGAAACCAAAGUUCACAGGAAGACAUUGGAACCCAACUUCAAUGAGACUUUUACAUUUAGGGUCCCUUACACUGAACUGGGAGGGAAGACGCUGGUGAUGACUGUGUAUGACUUUGACCGGUUCUCAAAACACGAUGCCAUUGGAGCUGUGAAGAUACCCAUGAGCAGUGUGGACUUCAGUCAGUCUCUGCAGGAAUGGAGGGAUCUGCAGAAGGCAGAAAAGGAGGAGAGUGAGCGGCUCGGAGACAUAUGUCUGUCCCUGAGGUAUGUGCCUACUGCAGGGAAGCUGACAGUGGUGGUUUUGGAGGCUAAAAACCUGAAGAAAAUGGAUGUGGGUGGAUUAUCGGACCCAUAUGUGAAGAUCCAUUUAAUGCAGAAUGGGAAAAGACUGAAGAAAAAGAAAACUACAAUAAAGAAAAACACUUUAAACCCUUACUACAAUGAAUCCUUCAGCUUUGAAGUGCCAUGUGAACAGAUAGAGAAGGUGCAGCUAGCAGUGACUGUGCUGGACUAUGAUAAGAUUGGGAAGAAUGAUGCCAUUGGGAAGAUGCUUCUGGGAGGUAACAGCAGUGGGACUGAGCAGCGCCACUGGACAGAUAUGCUGGCCAACCCUCGGCGGCCAAUAGCCCAGUGGCACAGCCUCCAACCAGAGGAUGAAGUCAAUGCACUAAUUUCCAACAAGAAGUAAAACUGUGACCUAAGCGGAUUUUUAACAUUUACCUCAGCUAUUUCCAAUUUAUGUUCCUUCUUCUUCCCUUAUAAAAAAUAUUAAGCUAUUUAAGUGAGUAAAUCAACACAAUGAUGCUCUGCUUUACCCUUUACACUAUUACUAUUAAUAACUAAGCUGUCUACUGAAUAAGUUGGAGUCUCAGCAAGGACAUUUUUCUCUCUCCAUGUUCUUUCAAGGUUUUCUGGCUUCUUCCUACUGUAAAACAAAAUGCAUUUUAGAUUAACUUUACACUAUUACUAUUCAUAACUGUAAGCUGUCUACCCUUAGUAACUCCCUCCUCCUGCCUUAACUUAAACUCUUAUUUAAUAUUACUAUGUACAGUGGGCUACAAUAAAGUGAAGGUUUUUUUUUACUCAUCGGGUUUAUGAGAUCUGUUCAACAUGCAUGCAACACUGACAUAAACCAGGGCAUCCUGCAGGGGGAGACAAAUCAAUGCAUCUCAAUUUUAAGAUCCCUAAAUGAUUGUUGUCAUGUAUCCUUUACUAUAAUAAAAUGAAUGGUUGAUAUCAAGGAUAUUUCUGAUUAUG
Messenger RNA from Melanotaenia boesemani (Boeseman's rainbowfish), 1751 nucleotides. It is a transcript of the gene syt1b, whose product is annotated as synaptotagmin Ib. Bases 1 to 1182 code for a protein of 393 amino acids. Gene Ontology annotation, cellular component: dense core granule; axon; synaptic vesicle membrane. Gene Ontology annotation, biological process: regulation of calcium ion-dependent exocytosis; calcium ion-regulated exocytosis of neurotransmitter; regulation of dopamine secretion. Gene Ontology annotation, molecular function: clathrin binding; syntaxin binding; calcium ion binding. The record is from RefSeq and is a predicted model, not a curated record. NCBI's taxonomy places the organism in Eukaryota, Metazoa, Chordata, Actinopteri, Atheriniformes, Melanotaeniidae. The transcript has 8 exons.